This is a messenger RNA of Pseudopipra pipra, 1506 nucleotides long. It is a transcript of the gene IFT22, whose product is annotated as intraflagellar transport 22. Gene Ontology annotation, molecular function: GTPase activity. Lineage: Eukaryota; Metazoa; Chordata; Aves; Passeriformes; Pipridae. Bases 89 to 649 code for a protein of 186 amino acids. The record is from RefSeq and is a predicted model, not a curated record. The transcript is spliced from 5 exons. Gene Ontology annotation, biological process: intracellular protein transport. Gene Ontology annotation, cellular component: endomembrane system.
GCGCCAAUCGCCGCCCGCCUCCCUCCCGCGCGGACGCGUUGCCGGGCAGCGGCCGCGGGGGGGCGCCGUCACCCCCCUCCCCCCCGCCAUGCUGAGGGCGAAGGUGCUGCUGGUGGGGCCGCGCGAGUCUGGGAAGUCGGUGCUGGCGAACUUCGUGUCGGAGAGCACGGAAGGGAUCGGGAGCUACAGCCCGACGCAGGGGGUGAGGAUCCUGGAGUAUGAGAAGCCAAACCUGAAUGGGAACAGCAAGGGAGCUGGGUGUCGAUUCGAGCUGUGGGAUUGCAGUGGUGACCAAAAGUUUGAAACGUGCUGGCCGGCUCUGAUGAAGGACUCUCAUGGGGUAAUAAUAAUCUUCAACCCUGAGCUGCCCAGUCACCUGAAAGAAAUUGAGAUGUGGUACUCCUGCUUCGUGCAGCAGCAGCCACUGCUCGACAGUCAGUGUCUCCUGGUGGCACAUCACAAGCCAGGCAGUGCAGAGGACACAGAAAACCUGUCCCUGGCUUACCCACUGAACAAACUAAAACUAAUACAUUCCAACUUGGAGGAAGAUCCUGAAGAUGUUCGGAUGGAAUUCAUGAAAUACUUCAGAAGCAUUAUCACCAUAAUGAAUGAGAGCAGAGAGAGGGAAGAAAUGUCAAUUAUCUCAUAACAUUAAAAAAAAGUACUGAACAGGGAAGAAAAAAUUAUAGUUUCCCCCUUGUAAGCCUGUGAAUGGGUCCUCACAAGGAGAAUUUGCCAGCCUAUAAACACUUCAGCCUGGAAAGAAGUGCUGACAUCAGGUGAGCUGUGGUGCCAAGGAGAGGGCUGCACAUCCAGCAGUCUGGGUAACUUUACAGCUGCACUUUGGCAUCAGAAGUACAGGAAGGGAUUUUUUAAUAUGUUAGUGUGGACCAAAAGAGAAAGGUUUGGGUCAUCCCUCACAGAAGCCCUUUGUGCAGAGGGCUCAGAGAAUGAGGCCUGACAGAACAGAUUUGUGGAGUUGUGCUGAAGCAUCUGAGUAAAGGGCUCAUGUUAGCUGGGUUCCUGGGCAAGUUAUGCCCUUGGAAGUCAGAACACACUGACUGGACUAGAGAUCUGAGAGUAGUCAUGGUGUGGAAUCCACUUUUUUUUAUGUUCUUCCUGCACAGCCAUUGCCUUGGCCUGACGGAGCUGGUUGCAGUCCUUCUCAGGACUAGGUUUUUCUUCUAUUCCAACAAAAUACACAUGUUGUGAGGACAAUGUUUAGGUCCCUCUGGGAGGAAAAGAAUUGAAAUCUCAGUGUAGUGCAAUAUUUUGACCUAUGUCAGGAGCUCCAACAGAGAAAAAAAUAGUUCUGCUUUCUCUAAGGAGGAAAAGCUGUUUCGAAACUUUUAUUACUGUUCCCUGUUGCAUUAAAAUAAGUGGUUUCAUAGAUAAUUUACUUUGACUUGUUUGGUUUGCACUCAUCCCUGUUAUUAGUGUGUUUUGCUGUGGAAGACAUUUUUUGUAACACUCAUUACUAAGGCAAUAAAAACAUUUUUAAAAUGU